Molecule: messenger RNA, 1785 nt
Organism: Mycena citricolor
Lineage: Eukaryota; Fungi; Basidiomycota; Agaricomycetes; Agaricales; Mycenaceae
Source: the annotation of a GenBank genome assembly
AUGCGCGUCGAAGAUAUCUUCCACCAGCAACCGCCGCAGACGGGGAAUCCAUACUUGACUGACCCGGUGCUUCCCAAGUUGCUGAGACGGCUUUUGUCGAAAGAUGCGUUGGAUGUCGUGAACUCGGAUCUGGUCCGUCUGGGUGACGAGCUUGUGAACGAGAUCCGACCGAUUGCGCCGCUCGUGAAAGAACCCACCCUCACGCAGUACGAUGCGUGGGGAAAUCGCGUGGACGUGCUGCAGGUCUCCGAAGGAUGGAAGAUUCUCAAGGACUUCGCGUGCAAGGAGGGUGUGAUCAGCAUCCCUUACGAACGCCGUUUCGGAGACCAGAGCCGGGUCUGGAGCUUUGCCAAGUGCGUGCUAAUGGUGGCGGACUGCCACGUGGUGUUAUGUCCGUAUUCUAUGACAGAUGGAGCGGCGAGAGUGAUGGAGAUUUCGGGCACGGAGAAGAUGAAGCGUGAGAUCCUGCCCCGACUAAUGAGUCGAGACCCGAAGACAGCAUACACCUCAGGGCAGUGGAUGACCGAGUCGCCUGGGGGGUCUGACGUAUCUAGAACCGAAACCACCGCUCAGGCCGUCUCGGAUGAACAGUCCUCCGAUCUCGGACCCGCGUAUCAGCUGGAUGGCUUCAAGUGGUUCUCCAGCGCAGCCGAGGGGAACAUGUCCAUCGCUCUGGGCCGUGAUCCGUCAUCCCAGCGCCUGUCCCUUUUCCUCGUCCCUGUUCGGCUCGGGCCAUUUCCAACUCCGCUCUCAAAUAACAUCUUGCUGCAUCGCCUAAAGGAUAAAUUCGGGACCAAGGCGCUCCCGACGGCUGAAUUGUCGCUGAAUGGCGCGCGUGCCUGGCUCAUCGGAGCGCCGGGCGCGGGGGUGCGCACGAUCGCGCCCGUGCUCAACAUCACACGUGUGCAUUCGUCGGUUUCGGGCGUCGGAUCGCUGAUGCGGUGCCUCUCACUGGCACGGGCGUACGCGCAAGUGCGCGUCGUGGAUAAGGACAAGCUGCUGCAGACGGUUCCUGCGCAUAUGGAGACUCUGGCGCGAGUGGGCCUGCUCUAUCGGGCACUGACGCAUCUGUUAUUCGGUGUCGUGUCUCUUUUGGGAAAGUCCGAGUGCGGGACCGCCAGCAGAUCCGAGGAGGCUCGUUUGAGGAUAUUGACGCCCACUCUGAAAGCUUUUUCCGCGAUGAAGAGUGUGACAGCGAUGGAAGACUGCAUGGCCGCUUUGGGCGGUCAGGGUUACAUGGAGGAAUUAGGCAUCGGAAGACUCAUCCGCGAUGCCAUGGUAGAGAAGAUUUGGGAGGGCACAGUGGGUGUUCUCGCUCAUGAUCUGAUGCGAGCCUCCCGAGGAAAAGACGCUGUCCAGUUCUUUGUCACGUGGUGUAGAGAUAUCAUCGCCUCCGCUCCAAGCGAUAUGAGAACAUCACAGCCCGCGGACAAUCUCCGGCAUGGGGCUGACAUGCUUCCCUCUCAAUUCGAAUUGGCGCAUACACACUCUCUUGUCCAACGCCCGAUCCUUCAGAUGCUUGCCCUGCUUGCAUCUUCGACAUAUCUGCUCGAACACGCUAUCUGGUCCCGCGCCAAUGAAUCAGCGGAACAGGCAUCACUGGACUGGCAUGUCUUCGAGCGCUGGAUGGGAGAAGGUGGAUUCAGCGAGAUUAGUGAUGAGAUCGGGAAGAUGUCUGAAGCGCAUCCCGAGAGAAUUCUGUUGAAUGAGCGAAUUGUAGGUUCCAGAUUAUGAGCACCUUGUGAGUGAGUAACUACUUAGUGGAAUGUCAGCAUGUUGAUCGGA